Messenger RNA from Folsomia candida, 1790 nucleotides. It is a transcript of the gene TfIIEalpha, whose product is annotated as general transcription factor IIE subunit 1. Gene Ontology annotation, cellular component: transcription factor TFIIE complex. Gene Ontology annotation, biological process: transcription open complex formation at RNA polymerase II promoter; transcription initiation at RNA polymerase II promoter. Bases 110 to 1357 code for a protein of 415 amino acids. The transcript has 6 exons. The record is from RefSeq and is a predicted model, not a curated record. NCBI's taxonomy places the organism in Eukaryota, Metazoa, Arthropoda, Collembola, Entomobryomorpha, Isotomidae.
UUUUUACUUUCUUUUCCUUUUGUCGUCCGUGCAUCGUAAUUCGUAAAUUAUUUGGUGCGUGCAUUUAAUUAAUUUUUUAACUAAUUGUCCUUCCAUUAAAUCGCCAAUUAUGGAGGGUGGCUACGUAACCGAGAUUCCUUCCUACCUGAAGCAACUGGCUCGUCUUAUUGCUCGUGCAUUCUUCCAAAUCGAGGAUUCUCUCGUUAUCGACAUGCUCGUGCGGAAUGUUUGCAUGAAAGAGAAGGAGAUUGAAGACUUGUUAAAAUUUGACACGAAACUUCUCCGAGCACGGUUGGGAACGUUAAAGAGCGAAAAAUUUGUGCAUACCAGACUCCGAAUGGAAACCGGUCCUGACGGCAAGGCGCAGAAGGUCAACUAUUAUUUCAUCAACUAUAAGACCUUGGUUAACGUUAUCAAGUACAAGUUGGAUCAUAUGCGGAAGAAGAUGGAGACGCAGGAGAGGGACGCUACGAAUCGGGCCUCUUUCAAGUGUACCAAUUGUGAUAAGACUUUUACAGACUUGGAAGCUGGGGAAUUGUUUGAUUCAAUGACGGGAAAUUUUUACUGUACUUUUUGUCGCCAAUUGGUCGAAGAGGAUGAGUCGUCGUCAGUACCAAAGGAUUCGAGAUUGCUGUUAGCGAGAUUCAAUGAACAAUUAGAAAUAAUUUUCGAUCUGUUACGUAAAGCAGAAAAUAUCAAAUUGGCUCCAGAACUGCUUGAUCCUGAACCUCCGAGAAACUUUAACGAUCCCAGUGACUCUGGCCGUGAUUCUGGGCGAAAUGACCGGGGCGGAAUGUGGUCGGGAGAGGCGACCCGUUCAUCUGGAGGAAAUGAUCAGACUCGGAUUGACAUUACUAUUGGGGACGAUUCUGCCAAUAAGCCUAAAGAAUUGAGAAAGGAGAGACCCGUCUGGUUGAGGGAGUCUACCAUUGGGGGCGAUUAUGCAGGAAGUUCCAGCGCGACAACUUCCUCCGCCUCCACGUCAGAAGCCGGACCUUCAGAGAAGUCGGGUGCCCGCGAGGACAUCAUGUCUGUACUCCUGGCACAUGAAAAAAUGAGUGGUGGCUCGGCCUCAUCCCAAAAACCGAUUGCCCUUGGAGUUGCUGAUUCAGACUCGGACGACGACGAAGAUCCCGACAACGUCAACAUUCCCAACAAUUUGAAAACUUUGGAUAUCGAUGAUGACGACGAUGUCGGAGUAAUGGAUGAAGACGACGACGAUGAUUCCGUCCCAGUCGUCACGGUUGGGUCGGAGCGAGUCCCGAUUAAUCAGGUCACUCCCGACGUUAUUGCAAAAAUGACUCCGGCCGAAAAGGAGGCUUACGUCCAGCAGUAUCAAGAUUUCUUUAAUGAUUAAAUCCUUAUGCUAAUAAUGGAAUUCUGCAAACAAGACUGAUCUGUCUUAACUGAUUGAUAAUAUUAAUAUUUAACUGUUCAAUGAUUAUCUUUAAUCAUUAUUUAUUUAUUUUGAGUCAUUAUUGCUUUUACUUUUGUGGUAUUUAUCUUUUGAAAUAAACUUUGGUUUAUUUUUUAGCGUUUUACAAAAUGGGGCUAAAUAUUUAAAUACAAAUUGUAUCUGUAGUAUAGCCCACACACAGGGUUGCGGCUGAUAAUUAGUACUAUGAAAUAAAAUUACCACUAAUUAAUCCACAUACUUGAUGGAAUCUAAUUAACGUCAAUGUCACCUGCAUAUAUUACACAAUUUCGAAUUAGUUAUUUAUGCGUAACAUUUGUAAUUUGUUUAAUUUAAUCAAAGUAAAUAGGUCACUGCUGAUGAUCCAAACUAUAUA